This is a messenger RNA of Cricetulus griseus (Chinese hamster), 3830 nucleotides long. NCBI's taxonomy places the organism in Eukaryota, Metazoa, Chordata, Mammalia, Rodentia, Cricetidae. The record is from RefSeq and is a predicted model, not a curated record.
UGCUCAGCAUUGGGGAGGGCGGUUUCUGGGAGGGAACCGUGAAGGGCCGUACUGGCUGGUUCCCAGCUGACUGUGUGGAGGAGGUGCAGAUGCGACAGUAUGAUACACGGCAUGAAACCCGAGAGGACCGGACGAAGCGCCUCUUCCGUCACUACACUGUGGGUUCCUACGACAGCCUCACUUCACACAGUGAUUAUGUCAUUGAUGACAAGGUGGCUAUCCUGCAAAAACGGGACCAUGAGGGUUUUGGCUUCGUUCUCAGGGGAGCCAAAGCAGAGACCCCCAUUGAGGAGUUUACACCCACACCGGCCUUCCCUGCACUCCAAUACCUUGAGUCUGUAGAUGUGGAAGGUGUGGCCUGGAGGGCUGGGCUUCGAACUGGGGACUUCCUCAUAGAGGUGAAUGGAGUGAACGUGGUGAAGGUUGGACACAAGCAAGUAGUGGGUCUCAUCCGUCAGGGUGGCAACCGCCUGGUCAUGAAAGUCGUAUCUGUGACCAGGAAACCGGAAGAGGAUGGUGCUCGGCGCAGAGCCCCACCACCCCCAAAGAGGGCCCCCAGCACCACGCUGACCCUGCGCUCCAAGUCCAUGACGGCUGAGCUUGAGGAACUCGAAAAGUUGGAUGAGAUCCUGGCAGUUGCUGCGGAGCCGACACUGAGGCCAGACAUUGCCGAUGCUGACUCCAGGGCAGCCACUGUCAAGCAGCGGCCCACCAGCCGGAGGAUUACCCCUGCCGAGAUCAGCUCAUUGUUUGAGCGCCAGGGCCUCCCAGGCCCAGAGAAGCUGCCGGGCUCUUUGCGGAAGGGGAUUCCACGGACCAAAUCUGUAGGGGAGGACGAGAAGCUGGCAUCCCUACUGGAGGGGCGCUUCCCACGCAGCACAUCAAUGCAGGACACAGUGCGUGAAGGUCGUGGCAUUCCGCCCCCACCCCCGACCGCCCCACCACCCCCACCUGCGCCCUACUACUUCGAUUCCGGGCCACCUCCCACCUUUUCACCGCCGCCACCGCCGGGCCGGGCCUACGACACUGUGCGCUCCAGCUUCAAGCCAGGCCUGGAGGCCAGCCUGGGUGCUGGAGCCGCUGGUCUGUAUGAUUCUGGCGCGCCUCUGGGCCCGCUGCCCUACCCUGAGCGUCAGAAGCGUGCACGCUCCAUGAUCAUCUUGCAGGAUUCAGCGCCAGAAGUGGGCGACGUCCCCCGGCCCGUGCCUGCAGCUACACCGCCAGAGCGCCCCAAGCGCCGGCCUCGGCCGUCUGGCCCUGAUAGCCCCUAUGCCAACCUGGGCGCCUUCAGUGCUAGCCUCUUUGCUCCGUCGAAACCACAGCGCCGCAAGAGCCCACUGGUGAAGCAGCUUCAGGUGGAGGACGCUCAGGAGCGUGCGGCCCUGGCUGUGGGUAGCCCGGGCCCAGUUGGUGGAAGCUUUGCACGAGAUCCCUCCCCAACGCACCGCGGGCCCCGGCCGAGUGGCCUUGACUACGGCUCUGGAGAAGGCAUGGGGCUAACAUUUGGUGGCCCUGGUCCUGGCCCCGGCCCCGGCAAGGAGCGGCGCCUGGAGGAGCGACGCCGUUCCACUGUGUUCCUGUCUGUAGGUGCCAUCGAGGGCAGCCCUCCCAGCGCAGAUCUGCCAUCUCUUCAGCCCUCCCGCUCCAUUGAUGAGCGCCUCCUGGGGACAGGCACCACCACUGGCCGCGAUUUGCUGCUCCCCUCCCCUGUCUCUGCUCUGAAGCCAUUGGUCAGUGGCCCUAGCCUUGGGCCCUCAGGCUCCACCUUCAUCCACCCACUCACUGGCAAACCCUUGGAUCCUAGCUCACCCCUAGCCCUUGCUCUGGCUGCCCGAGAGCGGGCUCUGGCCUCGCAAGCACCUUCCCGGUCCCCCACACCUGUGCACAGCCCCGAUGCUGACCGCCCUGGACCCCUCUUUGUGGAUGUGCAGACCCGAGACUCCGAGCGAGGGCCGUUGGCUUCACCAGCCUUCUCCCCUCGGAGCCCAGCCUGGAUUCCAGUGCCUGCUCGAAGAGAGGCCGAGAAGCCCCCUCGGGAAGAGCGGAAGUCACCAGAGGAUAAGAAAUCCAUGAUCCUCAGCGUCUUGGACACGUCCUUGCAGCGGCCAGCUGGUCUCAUUGUUGUGCACGCCACCAGCAAUGGACAGGAGCCCAACAGGCUGGGGGCUGAAGAGGAGCGCCCCGGUACUCCGGAGCUGGCCCCAGCCCCCAUGCAGGCGACGGUUGUGGCAGAGCCUAUGCCAAGCCCCCGGGCCCAGCCCCCUAGCAGCAUCCCAGCAGAUCCCGGGCCAGGCCAAGGUAGCUCAGAGGAGGAACCAGAACUGGUAUUUGCUGUGAACCUGCCACCUGCUCAGCUGUCCUCCAGUGAUGAAGAAACUAGGGAGGAGCUGGCCCGUAUUGGGCUAGUGCCACCCCCUGAAGAGUUUGCCAAUGGAAUCCUGCUGGCCACCCCACCCCCUGGACCGGGCCCCUUGCCCACCACGGUACCCAGCCCGGCCUCAGGGAAGCCCAGCAGCGAGCUGCCCCCUGCCCCUGAGUCUGCAGCUGACUCUGGAGUAGAGGAGGCUGACACUCGAAGCUCCAGUGACCCCCAUCUGGAGACCACAAGCACCAUUUCCACAGUGUCCAGCAUGUCCACCCUGAGCUCGGAGAGUGGGGAACUCACUGACACCCACACCUCCUUUGCCGAUGGACACACUUUUCUACUCGAGAAGCCACCAGUGCCUCCCAAGCCCAAGCUCAAGUCCCCGCUGGGGAAGGGGCCGGUGACCUUCAGGGACCCGUUGCUGAAGCAAUCCUCGGACAGUGAGCUCAUGGCCCAGCAGCACCAUGCUGCCUCUACUGGGUUGGCUUCUGCUGCUGGGCCUGCCCGCCCUCGCUACCUCUUCCAGAGAAGGUCCAAGCUGUGGGGGGACCCCGUGGAGAGUCGGGGGCUCCCUGGGCCUGAAGAUGACAAACCAACUGUGAUAAGUGAGCUCAGCUCCCGUCUCCAGCAGCUGAACAAAGACACACGCUCCUUGGGGGAGGAACCAGUUGGUGGCCUGGGCAGCCUGCUGGACCCUGCAAAGAAGUCUUCGCCCAUUGCAGCGGCUCGGCUCUUCAGCAGCCUCGGUGAGCUGAGCACCAUCUCAGCGCAGCGCAGCCCCGGGGGCCCGGGCGGAGGGGCCUCCUACUCGGUGCGGCCCAGCGGCCGGUACCCCGUGGCGAGACGAGCCCCGAGCCCAGUGAAGCCCGCAUCGCUGGAGCGGGUGGAGGGGCUGGGGGCGGGCGUGGGAGGCGCGGGGCGGCCCUUCGGCCUCACGCCUCCCACCAUCCUCAAGUCGUCCAGCCUCUCCAUCCCGCACGAACCCAAGGAAGUGCGCUUCGUGGUGCGAAGUGUGAGUGCGCGCAGCCGCUCCCCCUCGCCAUCUCCGCUGCCCUCGCCUUCUCCCGGCUCUGGUCCCAGUGCCGGCCCGCGUAGGCCAUUCCAGCAGAAGCCCCUGCAGCUCUGGAGCAAGUUCGAUGUGGGCGACUGGUUGGAGAGUAUCCACUUAGGCGAGCACCGAGACCGCUUCGAGGACCAUGAGAUCGAAGGCGCACACCUGCCUGCGCUCACCAAGGACGACUUCGUGGAGCUGGGCGUCACGCGCGUUGGCCACCGCAUGAACAUCGAGCGUGCGCUCAGGCAGCUGGAUGGCAGCUGACGCCGCACUCCCUCCCCCGUUCCUGCUGCGCCCUGCCGGCAGGGCUCCCACCCCUACUCCAGGCCGCAGGCUCGGCUCGCCCCCUACCACGGCGCCCCGGGCCAGGAAUGUUGCAUGAUUCGUCCUGUUUGCUGUUGCUUGGAGACU